AUGGCCCUGGAUCACCGCAACGUGAUCCAGCUCUUCCAGGUCAUGGAGAGCCCGAGCACUGUCUACAUGGUCAUGGAGCACGCAGAUGGGGGAGACCUGUGGCACUACAUCCCUGAGGUCGGUGGCCUACAGGAGGAGCAGGCCAGCGCGGUGUUCAGGCAGAUCGUGCGCACCAUGCGCCACUGCCACGACAGGGGCAUCGUGCACCUGGACCUGAAGCCCGACAACGUGGUGGUGGACAUCAGGGCCGGCAGCGUCAAGCUCAUCGACUUCGGCCUUGGCGCCACCUUCGCGCCUGGGCAGAAGCUCAACGGCUUCUGGGGCACUGUCCCAUACCGUGCCCCUGAAAUCGUGCAGCAUCAAGAAUACGAGGGUCCCCCUGCGGACAUCUGGAGCCUAGGGGUCACCCUGUUUCUCAUGCUCACCGGGAGACGCCCAUUUAAGGCCAGAGUCGCCAACCGCCUGCAGGACGUCUUCAUGCAGGCCAGCUACCACCUUCCCAGGUACCUUUCCCAGGACGCCUGCAGCCUCAUCCAGCAGAUGCUGAGGCUGGACCCCAGGCAGAGGGCCACCAUGGAGCAGGUAAUGGGGCACCUGUGGCUGAGCCAGGGCAUGGAACCCUGGCCGAGUCCUCGCAGAGACCCACACCCCAGACACCCAGACCCUGCCAUCAUGACCAUCAUGUUCGACAUGGGUUACGACCCCUACCACGCCUGGGUGUCCUUGGACCAGCGGAAACACGACGAGGCCAUGGCCACCUACCUUAUCCUCCAGCACCAGAGAACCCAGGCGGCGGCAGGGUGGGCGCUCCAGGCGAGGCCUGUGCGCAGAAGGGUGGUGAGGCCUCACCCAGGCCCCACAGAUGCCCGUGGCCUGCCCAGCAGGUGCGCCAGCGAGCCUGCCCAUCCAGUGCUCUGGGAGCACCAGUCUCUGCUAGAGGAGGCCAAGCAGGCAGGGCACAAGGGCGCGGUCAGUGCCAGCGUGCCCGCCAUCCCUCUGCGCUUCUUCCACGUGGGCAUAGCCUCUCCCAGCCCAGCCUCCCGAGGUGACCCUGUGCCCCGCGGACCCCAAGACCCCAGGCCCAGCCCAUGGAAGGUCCUCUGCGGGUGUGUGGCAGAAGGCCCCAGCUCCUCCCAGGGGUCCUCAGGCCAAUCCGCUGACAGCCUCCAGCAACUGUGCUGCUGCAUGUCCUGCUUCGGCGGACCCCCCUCCAGAAGAAGAGCGGCACCGGUGCAGGGAGGCCACAGGAGCCCUAGGUUCCAAAACAGAGUGGCCCCAGUGGACGAGCCCUGA
Molecule: messenger RNA, 1293 nt
Organism: Marmota flaviventris (yellow-bellied marmot)
Lineage: Eukaryota; Metazoa; Chordata; Mammalia; Rodentia; Sciuridae
Source: RefSeq, a predicted model, not a curated record